Molecule: messenger RNA, 759 nt
Organism: Drechmeria coniospora
Lineage: Eukaryota; Fungi; Ascomycota; Sordariomycetes; Hypocreales; Ophiocordycipitaceae
Exons: 2
Coding region: 1-759 (252 amino acids)
Biological process (GO): regulation of transcription by RNA polymerase II
Cellular component (GO): core mediator complex; mediator complex
Molecular function (GO): transcription coregulator activity
Source: RefSeq, a predicted model, not a curated record
AUGGCUGACCAGGAACCGCACUCGCUUGCGUCGACGUUUCCGAACCCGCCGCCGUUCUGGCACGACUUCACGCCUGACAAGCUUGGCCGGAUCGAGAAACUACGGAGCGAGCUUGUCGACGAGGAAGCAGCCGAGGAGGCGACACCGUUGCGGGUGCCGAACCUACCGGACGAUCUGACGAACUUGCAGGCACCUCCAGAGCCUGCGGAUGGACGGUGGAGGGUGUUUGGUGACCAGUACAUGCUCGACGACAAGCUCCCGACACUCGAGGACCAGGGCAUCACCAACCUCCACGCGGCGGCGAAUGAGUCUCAGCAACAGCAGCUGCAGGACAAGGACGGCAAGCAUUACGACCGCGCACUCGAGCUCAAGAAGCUGUCCAAGUCUCUGCUCCUCAACUUCCUCGAGCUCGUCGGCGUCAUGUCGCACAACCCAGCCGACGGCGAGGCCAAGGUGAAAGACUUGCGGACGCUCUUCAUCAACCUGCAUCACAUCCUCAACGAGUACCGGCCGCACCAGGCCCGCGAGUCGGCCAUCGAGAUGAUGCAGGAUCACCUCGACCGCACCCGCGCCGAGACGGCCGCCAUCCGCACGCAGGUGGACAAGGCCCGGAGCGUGCUCGAAGGUCUCGGGAGCUUGGACACGGCCGACGAGAAGCCGGUUGCGUUUGCUGGCGAAGAGCCCGUCGACUGGGAUGGGCUGGCGAGGCAGAGGGACGCGGACCUUUGGGCUGCCACGGACGCGGCCUGUGCCUCAUGA